This is a messenger RNA of Penicillium lagena, 216 nucleotides long. RefSeq lists its product as uncharacterized. Lineage: Eukaryota; Fungi; Ascomycota; Eurotiomycetes; Eurotiales; Aspergillaceae. The coding region runs from base 1 to 216 and encodes 71 amino acids. The transcript has a single exon. The record is from RefSeq and is a predicted model, not a curated record.
AUGUAUGUUCAAUGGAACAGCUUCAAUGAAGCCUGGCGGCCAACUCCGUCGUCGGGAGAUCGCAAAUCCGGGCGCAUCCACUGGAGGUGGGUCUGCACUCCACGGGGACACGGGGCCAUCGCCACCGCUAUUGGUGAGCGAAAAGGACAAGAACGCUGUAGGCCGAGCCGGUACUCGGAUUGUGGAGCCAAUCCUGCUUUCAAGGCCGAAGAGUGA